CUGCGCUUGAGCACAACACCCCAAGCUCUGCAGAUCUGCUGCUAGGAGUCAGGGAUGACUUCUUCUUCUUCUUCCACUGCUCUGCCCAGGAUGUGGCUGCUCGGUGACGUCACCCACAGAUGUUUCUCCAAGCCACACCCCCACGUGGGACUGAACCCCAUUCACCCAGUGCAAUAGCUGCGAGUAAAAAGGCACCUCUCAGUGCUGCGGGGCAGCUCGGCAUGUAGCGCCGAUUUUAUACCCUUUAUUUUAUUUUUUAUUUAUGUCUUUGAGGGGGUCUGGCAAGAGCUGUCAAUGUCAGUUUUCCUCCACUCUCCCCAAGACUCCGACGGAUUUAUUUUCCUAUGCAAGUUGGGCGUGAUCUCCAUGGAGCAAGUGCAAUCUGGCGUCAGUUAAUGAGCAGAGGAAAGGCGAAGAACCCAUCAGCUGUUCAUAUGCAAAACGGGAUAGAGUGCAAUUGAGGAGAAGGGAAAAUGUCAUCGGCGGCGGCAGCAGCGUGUGUGGAUCAGUUCGCUGCCGAGUGCCUUGUGUCUAUGUCCAGCCGCGCUAUUGUCCAUACUGCGCCUAUUUGCAGUCCGGCACCUCCUCCUCUGCUGCUGCCGCCGGGGGAAGACCGGAGAGACAACGCGUCUCUGUUUGUGGUGGCCAAGAUUCUGGCUGAUCUCAACCAACAAGCCCCUAAGCCCGGUGACAAUGCAGCAGAGCGCGGUUUAAACCUGACGGCCACUGAUACAGAGACUCCAGCCGGCAAACGUGGAGACAGAGCGGCCACACCUCCCCUCCUACCUGAGCCGAGCCCUAAACAAAGAGCCAGACGGGGGAAAAGCAAAUGUGACCCCGAGUCACCCCUCAAAAAGCACAAGUGCCCCUACUCCGGCUGCGACAAAGUUUAUGGCAAAUCGUCGCACCUGAAAGCGCAUUUGAGGACACACACAGGGGAGAGACCAUUUGAGUGCAGCUGGGAUGAGUGCAACAAGAAAUUUGCCAGGUCGGAUGAACUAGCCCGACACUACCGUACUCACACUGGAGAGAAGAAAUUCAACUGUCCAAUCUGCGAAAAGCGCUUUAUGAGAAGUGAUCACUUAACCAAGCAUGCCCGCCGCCAUGCCAAUUUCCAGCCCAGCAUGCUUAAGGGGCGAGGUGGCAUCAGUUCAAGGAAUGGAUCUGUCAGCGACUACAGCCGUUCUGAUGCAUCUAGUCCAGCCAUUAGCCCAGCAAGCUCUCCUUAAUCUACUUGCACUGGACAUUAGCACUUUGCUUCUGCUAAUGUGGAACACUUGGAUUUUUGGAUUUUCUUUUUUUAUUACAUGCAUUUAAAUUUUUUCCUUGGUAUUUUUUUUAAGUGGAUUGAAGAUUGCUUAUUUUAAACUAACAAUGCAGAAUCAGUUACCUUUAUAAAUCUGAAAUUCUGUAAUUCCUUUAGGUGCAGUUUCUCAAAUUUAUCCUGGCUGCCUUUCUCUUGGAUUUCCAGAAUUUUAUAUAUCAAUCAGUUUUGGAUCUCCAGAAUUCAAUACUUCCAGUUUUCUACCUCCAGAUUACCAUAUUUUACCUAGAUUUUAUCUCUACGUGUCUGGCAAUCUGCAAAUUUUGUACCUCCAGAAUUCCAUCAAAGUAUCUCUUCUGGAUCUCCAGAAUUCUAUUCUUGGCUUCCGUUGAGCCUUCACAGUUCAUGUAUCUUAUCUUGGUGGAUCUCCAGGGUUUCAUUCAAUUCCACAUUUCACUACCAAUCUCCUAACUGUUUUGUCUUGCAUCCAUCUCUCAUUUACAAAUGGCAGUUUUUACUUUAAAGGACAAAGAAAAUCUUAAACUAAUUCACCUCAGGACUCAAAAAAAAAAAAAAAAGUUGCACAAGAAAAGCAUUGAUCUACAGCUUAAAGUUCAGUGUUGAAUUCACCUCUUCUUCAAUAUUCCCCUCUCUCAGGGAUGAAUUCCUAGAUUAUAUAAUGAUGUCACAGCUUUUUCCUGCAGCCUUAUCCUCUUCCUUUACAUUUUUAUUUGUUUGCACUCAAAGGUAUAUUGAGUUCAGGCACACUGGGAAAUGCCAGUACUGGAAAAUGGCGCCCUUUUACUUGGUUUAUUUGCAAAUAGUCUUAUAUAAUUUUAAUGUAUAUAUUAUGCAUACUCAUGUUAAAUUGUAAACAUUUAUAUACGCUACCAGUGAAUCAUUUUGUUGGGUUUUGUGGCAUUUGCAUUAAGUAUCUUAGAUUUUCUUUCCUUUUAAACUGUUCUUUUGUUUUGGCUCAUGGGUUGUACUGUAAACUCUACAAAUGGGAUAAGCAACCACUGGGAGCAUUAUUCCCUUCAGUGUUUAAGGUUACGUGCACAUUCUUUAAUUUAGUUAGGUCAAUAGAAAUCAAUGCCUCCAACCAAGUCAAUUGCAAUACGUGCCUGAGAAAGUAGCACUUGUGUUCCUACAGCAGAGUCACACAAAUGGCAGCUUCUUAUGUACCUCAUACUGCAGGACUGAGAUUUUGGGGGGAACCCAAUUUAGCAAACUGUGCUACUUACUUACCAGUUUAUUUAAAUGUCUCACUUUUUGGUCAGGGCUUGUACACUUUGGGCUUUCUUUCAUCCAUGUAUUUACAGACACUUUGAAAUUUUCUCCCAGGGUUUUUGUGGUUUUGACAACACUGCAUUCAUAUUCCCUACCUUGAUAAAAGUGAUUUUACCUUCCUUCCCCCCCCCUACAGGGAGCAAUGCAAUGCAUGAAUUUACACCACUGUGUACAAGCCUUUAAAAUGGUGCAUUGGUGCAGAUGUGGCCAAGUGCUGGAGCAUUGUUGUUCUGCCUGGAAGCCAUGGGCCAAUUCGUGGUUGGGAAUGGGUGAGGUCAAACGUAUCGAAUGACAGGUUGAUUUCUUUAUUUUCUGGCAGGACAUUAUAGGAUUGUAACAGGAUUAUAACCUGUUGCAGAAUUUUGUAGAUCCCUAUAACGCAUUUACCAAAGAGCAGAAAAAAACAAAACUAUACAAGCACUUUUGCUUCACUUUUGUACAAAUUACCCAAAAAAUUUACUUUAACUGUGGGUCUUUGACCAUGCGACAAUAUCCAUCAACCAGAAACUAGAAUCUAUGGGGUUGACACAAAUUCUUCUGUUGUGUGGCAUGUAAAUGGUUAAAAUUCUCAGUAAAAGAUAUUGACACAGUCACAUUUGAAUUUAAGAAUAUGAUGUUAUGCUACCAUAUUGGCUCCUUUGUUAAACGUAAAUAUCUUCUAGUGAGUGGCAGAAUGCUUGCUUAGUUAAAACAUGUAAACACUAGCAAUCUGGCAUAUUAUUGAUCCAACAGUAAAGCUAUUACAACUGCAUCCUAAAGUAGUUAUUACAAUGUCCCUUUAAUAAAGCAGGAUUCAGUUCUAGAAAUGGGAACAUCAGGUGGGUCAUGCAGCAGAGAACAAUGGACACGUGGCCUAAUGCAGUUUCCAACAAUUGCUCCACAAUUGAGGAACUCUGAGUAUAAUUUAAAAAUGAUGCCUUGCGAAAAAAGUAAACCUGAAUCUGUUAUAAACUACCUGCGCCUGGCUGUAUCUGCAUCACAUGUCACAUGCAUAAAACUAUCAGCUUCACUCAUAUUUGGGUACUGCACUUUGGGCUUUUAUUGUGUUUCUGUAUAUGAAAACAAUCUGCAAUAUGGCUAACAUAGCAGGAUCUAUGGAGCCACACUUUACAUUUUCUGGGUCUUCUCAUCCACCUCAUUGAGUAACUCGCUAAUCAUGAUUGGGGUCUUUCUUUUGGUAAAUAUUAUGACCUGGUCAGGAAAAAGUCAUGGUAAUUGGACAAGAGGGUCUUAAAAAUCACCUACCUGUGAAUUUAGAUCAAGGGAAUUGACCAGAGUUUAAAUGAUUUUUUUCCAGAAUGCUAAAGUAACUAUUAUUCUUUUAAAAAGAUGCCUUGUGUCCCUGGACAUCAUUUUAUAGUCAAAAUGGCAACCACAGGGUAUGAGCAGGGCCUGAUAGGUUCUGUGCUUUUUCAUCUAUAUGAGAGUUUGUACCUCAGCCAUUUUGAGGUACAGAUUGCUUUGGAGAUUACAGACUAGAGGAGGGUUUGUUCAGCCUUUGGCCUUCCGGGACAAAGCAGUUGGGAUCAGCAGUGAGCUGCAGUUCAAAAGCAGCUGGAGGACCUCAGGUUGAACAGCUAUUGAGCAAACAUACAAGCUUAUUGUAGAUAAUUUAACAAUCACAUAUGUACUGUAGACAAACACAUAUAUCCACAUGAAUUCCAAA
This is a messenger RNA of Xenopus laevis (African clawed frog), 4220 nucleotides long. It is a transcript of the gene klf13.L, whose product is annotated as Kruppel-like factor 13 L homeolog. Gene Ontology annotation, molecular function: RNA polymerase II cis-regulatory region sequence-specific DNA binding; DNA-binding transcription factor activity, RNA polymerase II-specific. Lineage: Eukaryota; Metazoa; Chordata; Amphibia; Anura; Pipidae. The record is from RefSeq and is a predicted model, not a curated record. Gene Ontology annotation, biological process: regulation of transcription by RNA polymerase II. The transcript is spliced from 2 exons. The coding region runs from base 474 to 1229 and encodes 251 amino acids. Gene Ontology annotation, cellular component: nucleus.